GUUCCAAAUUCUUGCCGAGCGAUAUUACUUCGAUCGAAAUCGUUGAACAAACAGUAUAUCUCAUCUUGAAGCGCUUUUUCUAAGUUUUUCUAAGUUUUUCUGGUCCUACAAAGUGAGAAAAAAUGGAAUUUCCUGCAAUGAUCAUUUGUUUACUUGCUCUUGCAUGUGUGCGAAACACUAUGUCGUAUGUGAGCAGACAGACCAGACAGGUACCAACGACACCAACGGUAUCGGCGGCAGCGGCGGUACCGAAUACAAAUUAUAACAAUACUCAACUUCCUUAUUCCUAUCCUACCUAUCCGAUCUAUUCGAGCAACGUGAAUCAAAUGGGGCAACCUGCCGCCCCGGUAAUGAAUGUACCUCAGACUGUUACUACCACAUCGCCGCCUACCAACAAUACCAACUUAUCGGAUACUUCUAACAAUAAAUCUUUCCUUGGACAUCUCAAGACCUAUAGCCUCUAUGUGUUUCAAGUGUUGAUGACAGUUUUUCUCAGCAUGUCCUUAAUAAACUACAUUUGUUUGCAAUGGUCUUUCUGCGACAGCGUCCUUGGAGGAAACAGCUUUUGGAAAAAUAACAAGGCAAGACGUUUGAAUCGUUCGUACGCGACAUCGAAUUAUUUGGAUGAUAUCAGUUUGGCAGUCUUCAAAGCGGUAGACUACUAUAAUAACCAAGAUUAGGGAUUGAAUAAAAAUAAGUAA
Acromyrmex echinatior (Panamanian leafcutter ant) is the source of this 701-nucleotide messenger RNA. RefSeq lists its product as uncharacterized. NCBI's taxonomy places the organism in Eukaryota, Metazoa, Arthropoda, Insecta, Hymenoptera, Formicidae. The record is from RefSeq and is a predicted model, not a curated record.